Messenger RNA from Dioszegia hungarica, 600 nucleotides. RefSeq lists its product as uncharacterized. The coding region runs from base 1 to 600 and encodes 199 amino acids. The record is from RefSeq and is a predicted model, not a curated record. The transcript has 4 exons. NCBI's taxonomy places the organism in Eukaryota, Fungi, Basidiomycota, Tremellomycetes, Tremellales, Bulleribasidiaceae.
AUGUGCGCUCCUUUCAAGGGAUACACCACGAGUCCACGACGACCGUUUGGCGUGUCAGAGUUGGGAGCCGCACUCCCCUUCGCUGCCAGUGGCGAGCGAAGCACGGGGCGAACGCCAACCUUGGGUCCCGGACAGCCCCUCCUGCCACCGCUGCGCAAAUGCUCCCCGGCCAGGCAGGCGGAUCCUAUACCCACAUCGGCACCCGCACCCGGGUCUGACUGGAGGGACCACCAUACCUCUGUUGUAGAGGAUGGACUGCAGCGCCUUCACGAAUGCCUGAUCGUCGUGGUCCUCCGCACACAACUUCUGAAUUGCCCCUUUGAAAAAGGUCUCGGCCUGCCAUGGCCACCCAUGACGAUCAGACACGUGGCCCACGAAGCCCUCGAUGCUCUCCAUCAGUGCCUUGCGUCCGCCUUGGAGGUGCUCGUUCCGCUCGAUCGUGAGAGGCACUGUCGUCAUCCUCACCAUCGACGUAGUAGUCUGGACCAUCGUAUGAGUAGUAGCGGUCAGCGUCAGCUUCGUGGGAUCUUUCGAGACGGCCUUCACACAUUCGGUGCAGGAAAACUUGGGCUCGGCGUCGGACAUGGGAUGAUCGUGUGA